Molecule: messenger RNA, 1348 nt
Organism: Trichomycterus rosablanca
Lineage: Eukaryota; Metazoa; Chordata; Actinopteri; Siluriformes; Trichomycteridae
Gene: efna3b
Product: ephrin-A3b
Exons: 5
Coding region: 298-963 (221 amino acids)
Biological process (GO): ephrin receptor signaling pathway; axon guidance
Cellular component (GO): plasma membrane
Molecular function (GO): ephrin receptor binding
Source: RefSeq, a predicted model, not a curated record
CGCUGGAUUUGUUUAAGUAGGAGAGAUGGGGACGCGGUCCUCACCGUGGAUUCUGACUUCGACAUCAUCCACACGGUGCACACUCCAUACCGCAACUAAAUCAGAAGUCUGAACUACUCAUCUGCCAUCAUUUUCUCCUUUUAGUUUUUCUUUACAUACAAUUUCCCACCGGGAUGGUAUCAGAGCAUCACCAGGACUGACCGGACUCCUAAAGUGCGCACAGAGCGGCUGACAGAGAGAAAGAACAAGAGGUGAAAAGGAAAAGAGAGAGUACUGGUAACGUUUAGACGGGGGAUUAUGGCGGUGGCUGCGCUCGCGCUCUUUCUCCUCGCGCUCACCUGUGCGAACUUGUUCCUGGCGCGCGCGAGCAGGCACGCGGUGCACUGGAACAGCUCCAACAUCCUUUUACGUAGAGAGGGCUAUACGUUGAAGGUAAACGUGAAUGAUUACUUGGACAUCUACUGUCCUCACUACAAUGUGAGUCAGCGGGGUGUGACCGAGCAGUACGUGCUCUACAUGGUGAGCUACCGAGGCUACCGUACGUGCGAGCCACAGCUCGGCUUCAAGCGCUGGGAGUGUAACCGGCCGCACGCACCACACGCUCCAAUCAAAUUCUCGGAAAAGUUUCAACGCUACAGCGCCUUCUCGCUCGGCUACGAGUUCCACGUAGGCCAUGAGUACUACUACAUCUCCACGCCUACUCAUCACCAUGGCCGCAGCUGCCUGAGACUGAGGGUGUACGUCUGCUGUUCAACAGCAGAUGAUGCAGAUGAUGAUGAUGAGAUGGAGCCCACAGAGCCAGACUACACUCUGAGACCUAACAUGAAAAUCGAUGACUUUGAUGAUUAUGACAACCCUGAGAUUCCAAAGCUGGAGAAGAGCAUCAGUGGGAGCAGUCCGACACGGGACCGGCUUUUACUCACUGUGGCGGCGCUUUUCCUCGUCGCGCUGUCCGUCUCCUAGCACUCGUAUGAUGGAACUCACUAGCAAGGCUUGUGAAAAGUCAUCGGGCAGGACAGGAGAUGGGGAAGAACUUAAAUAUCAAGACAAUACAGGAAAAGAUUUCCACAGGAUUCCGUCAGGAUUUCCACAGUGGUGUGGUUGCUACUGCCUUUAUUUGCAGUGGAACAGUGGGUCGUGAAUGUCAGCUUGGGCCAUAGCUUCAGGAACUGUGUGUGUGUGUGUAUGUGUGUGUAAAAUGGGAAUAAGUGUUCACACACAUGCUGAUUGCACAUCACGCUAUAUGUAAGGCCCCCCCCCUUCAAUCUGAUUAGCUUAAUAAACUAUUACCAAUAAUUCAUUUAAUCUGAUUGUAGCAGGAGGUAUUGGUACCACAGAGCACCAUAAA